Molecule: messenger RNA, 1716 nt
Organism: Abrus precatorius (Indian licorice)
Lineage: Eukaryota; Viridiplantae; Streptophyta; Magnoliopsida; Fabales; Fabaceae
Product: RNA-binding protein Musashi homolog 1
Exons: 14
Coding region: 317-1390 (357 amino acids)
Molecular function (GO): RNA binding
Source: RefSeq, a predicted model, not a curated record
UGUUAAUGAUGGCCCGGUAAAUGGGAAAGAGAGUAGGAGGCUGAGGAACGGCACGAGCGAGAGGGGAAGAGAGAUAGGGAGAGCGAGCGAGAUCUUCGAUUUAGGGUUUUCAAUUUCAUUUUCCCAAGGCGUAGAGUGUGAGAUUUUUAGAGAGAGAGGUGUGAGAACGCUGAGUGCUCUGCUGAGAGGUUCCAUUACCCCAAGAGGAGGAGGUGGAUAGAGUUUUCCUUUUCCUUUUUCCUUUUUUUUUUCCUCAGAGUGGUGGAUAGGGAUUUUUCCCUCUGCGGCGUUCUGUUCUCUUUCAUUGCGCUUUCUGAUGGAGCAGCGAAAGCUUGUGGUUUUGGGUAUUCCAUGGGAUGUCGAUACCGAGGGAUUGAGGGAAUAUAUGAGCAAGUUUGGUGAACUGGAAGAUUGUAUUGUCAUGAAGGAGCGGUCAACUGGACGGUCUCGUGGUUUUGGAUAUGUUACUUUUGCUUCAGUGGAUGAUGCUAAGGAAGUAUUAUCAAGCGAACAUAUUCUUGGUAAUAGGACACUGGAAGUCAAAGUGGCUACACCAAAGGAGGAAAUGAGGGCACCAGUCAAAAAAGUUACUAGAAUAUUUGUAGCCAGGAUUCCACAGUCAGUAACAGAAGCUACUUUUAGAAGUCAUUUUGAGAAAUAUGGUGAUAUAACCGAUUUGUACAUGCCAAAGGAUCAAGGCUCCAAAAUGCAUCGUGGAAUUGGUUUCAUCACCUUUGCAAGUGCAGAUUCUGUGGAGAGUUUGAUGUCAGAAACUCAUGAACUCGGAGGUUCUGCUGUGGUCGUUGAUCGAGCAACACCUAAGGAUGAUGAUUUUAAGCCCAUUGGCAGAAUGCCACAGGGAGGAUAUGGUGCAUACAAUGCUUAUAUAUCUGCAGCAACUAGAUAUGCAGCACUUGGUGCUCCUACUUUGUAUGACCAUCCUGGCCCAAUUUAUGGAAGGGGAGAGCCUUCUCGGAGAACCAGUAAAAAAAUUUUUGUUGGCCGUCUUCCCCCAGAGGCGACUGCUGAGGAUCUUCGUCAAUAUUUUGGAAGAUUUGGCCGUAUAUUAGAUGUUUAUGUUCCAAGGGAUCCUAAGAGAACAGGUCAUAGAGGUUUUGGAUUUGUUACUUUUGCUGAAGAUGGUGUGGCAGAUCGUGUGUCUCGAAGGUCUCAUGAGAUUUGUGGACAUCAGGUGGCAAUAGAUUCGGCUACACCUGUUGAUGAUGCAGGGCCCAGUGGACCUUAUAUGAUGAAUAGUAUUGAUUCCUUUGGGGGAUAUGGCGGUCCUGUGCGAACUUAUGGGAGGAUGUAUGGUAGCUUGGACUUCGAUGAUUGGGGUUAUGGAAUUGGAAGACCAUCAAGAACAGAUUGGAGGUAUAGACCCUACUAGUUACAGAGUUUUAUUGGUGCCAACACUGUGGUGCUGUUCUUUAACUAGGAUUUUUAUUGUUGUAAGAACUAUGGAUUGGAUUUUACUUUAUCGUAAACCGGAGACAUUUUUUUUUCUUUUAAGAUGUUAUUUUGUGUCGCUUGUAGUGUCAGUUAUGCUGGAAAUGAUUUAUUCUAUAACGAAGAUUAUAUAUUUCUAGGCUUCUAGCCAUAUGAAUUGUUCGUCGUGUAUUGUCAGACUAGAAGUGUUUAUGCAUUCAUGUAUGAUCCAGAACUAGUGGUGAUUUCCCCGACAUGUAUAUUUGCGAUCGAACCUGACUAUGCCUU